Molecule: messenger RNA, 1615 nt
Organism: Spea bombifrons (plains spadefoot toad)
Lineage: Eukaryota; Metazoa; Chordata; Amphibia; Anura; Pelobatidae
Gene: ANKRA2
Product: ankyrin repeat family A member 2
Exons: 8
Coding region: 200-1132 (310 amino acids)
Biological process (GO): regulation of gene expression
Cellular component (GO): nucleus
Molecular function (GO): protein binding
Source: RefSeq, a predicted model, not a curated record
UAGACGGCUAUUAUAUGGUAGGGAAACAAGUGUAAGCUAUAUGGCUGGGUGCGUGUAGGUAUUGCGAGUCCAAUGUACUAACAGCAUGUGCGGAGUAACGGCCCGGAGAGUUUAAUUGCAGGUUAGAGCUCCGUGGAUGUGAGAAGUCCCCGUGCAGAGUGCGAGUUGUGAGGAUGCAGUAAGAGUCUGCAGAUCCAUCAUGUCUUCCUUCAGCAAUCUAGAGGCCUCUGCAGGGCUGUCGGGUGAAGAGAACUUCUGCCUGUCCAGCAUGCCUGACAUUAAAGUGGAGCAUGUGAUGGACUCCGGCGCCGGAGAAGGAGCGGCACAGAGCGUUGCCAUGGGAAUGAAAUUCAUCCUUCCCAACAGAUUUGACAUGAAUGUUUGCUCUCGGUUCGUUAAAUCUCUCAAUGAAGAAGACAGCAAAAAUAUCCAAGAUCAAGUGAACUCUGACCUUGAAGUGGCUUCUGUCCUUUUCAAGGCUGAAUGCAAUAUCCACACCUCGCCGUCUCCUGGGAUUCAAGUCAGGCAUGUCUACACACCGUCCACAACCAAACAUUUCUCUCCAAUCAAGCAAUCAACCACCCUGACCAACAAGCACAGAGGCAACGAAGUAUCCACAACGCCCUUGAUGGUUAACUCGCUGUCUGUUCACCAGCUGGCAGCUCAGGGAGAAAUGGUCUACUUGGCCAGCCGUCUGGAACAAGAAAAUGUGAUUAACCUUACUGACGAAGAAGGUUUCACGCCACUCAUGUGGGCCGCUGCUCAUGGACAGAUAGCGGUGGUAGAAUUUCUGCUGCAAAAUGGUGCAGAUCCCCAGAUACUUGGAAAGGGUCGGGAAAGUGCCCUCUCCUUGGCAUGUAGCAAAGGUUAUACAGAUAUAGUGAAGAUGUUAGUGGAUUGCGGAGUGGAUGUCAAUGAAUAUGACUGGAAUGGAGGCACACCUCUUCUUUAUGCCGUUCAUGGAAACCAUGUGAAAUGCGUCAAAAUCCUCCUAGAAAAUGGUGCCGAUCCAACCGUCGAGACAGACUCCGGAUAUAACUCUAUGGACCUCUCAGUCGCCCUUGGCCACAGGAGUGUUCAGCAAGUAAUUGAAACCCACCUGCUGCAGCUUCUUCAAAGUAUCAAAGAAUAGUUAAGUUUUGUAAAUAAGAAAGAUGAGAUGUGGAUAGUUUCUAUCUUGCGGUGUUUUACACUAAAGAUAUUUGCAGUUUUUAUAAACUUUUAACACAGACCUAAAUUUGACUUCUUUCUCUAAAGUUGGUAUUUGGUAAGAUGUUAUAGAUCGCUUGACAUUGUAGCAGCCGAACCUGCUCAUAGAUCAGAGGAGACGUUUUUAGCAGAAUUAUUAAAAAAAAAAUAUAUGAAAUUUUAACCCUGUCCGAACCCCCUGAAAUAGUGUCUGAUAUUUGUAAACCAAUCAGACAUUUUUUAUUUGAAUGUUUUACUUUGAACUCUCGAACGUACAGGGGAUGCACUUUGUGUUGCACUGCUCAGAUAUUUCUAGAAGCAAAUUCUAGAGAUCUGGUACCCAAAUACAACUCGGUUCCUUAGUACUAGGUACUAGAGAUUUUUCAUUGAAACAGAACAGUCUUUUAAAUAAAUGUUUUCAAAUGUA